GUUUAUAAUACUACUAACAUAUGAUCACCAUAAACACCCAAAUAAAUGGCACAAGGGAUCGAUUCAUCAGCUCUUUAUCAACAAUACGAUCGCAUGAAAAUGCUCAAAGCUUUCGACGACACAAAAGCCGGCGUCAAAGGCCUCUGCGAUUCGGGUUUGUUCCAACUCCCACAAAUCUUCGUGAGGCCACCAGAGGAGCUGGCUGCGGAGCUGAAACACAAAAAGGGUCAAGUCCAAGUUCCAGUGAUCGAUCUGAGCGGCGUCGACGAUUGCGGCAGGCGAAAGCAGAUAGUUGAAAAAGUGAGAAGUGCUGCUGAAACAUGGGGGUUUUUCCAAGUGGUGAGCCACGGGAUUCCUCAAUCUGUUUGCGAUGGAAUGAUCGAUGGCGUGCGCUGUUUCCACGAGCAGGAUGUCGAUGAGAAGAAGAAGUAUUAUACUCGUGAUACAACCAAAAGUGUGAGAUAUCAAAGCAGUUAUGAUCUCUUCCUGUCCAAAACUGCUACCUGGAAAGAUACCUUGACCAUUUCGUGUGAUUCAAGCUUUGAUCGUGAUGAACUGCCCUCUGUUUGCAGAGAUUCGAUAGUGGAAUACUCGGAACAUGAGGAAAAUUUGGGGAAUAUUCUGCUGGGGCUGUUAUCUGAGGCACUGGGACUAAGCACUGAUUUUCUGGGAAAGAUGGAAUGUUCGAAGGGGCAUCGUCUCCAUUGCCACUACUAUCCGGCAUGCCCUGAGCCGGAACUUGCAAUCGGAACUGGCAAGCAUUCGGAUGCUGGAUUCCUCACAAUUCUUCUACAAAACCAACUUGUUUGCGGCCUCCAGGUUCUGUGUGGAGGCCAAUGGAUCGACAUUGAACCGGUAGAAGGAGCUUUAGUCGUCAACAUCGGUGAUCUUCUUCAGGUAAGUAAGGAAAUGCUUCAAACGACCUUUUUAUUGGGAAUUCAAAUUCAAAAUUUUAGUUAUUUCAUGUUGCUGAUGGAGCAGUUGGUGUCGAAUGGGAAAUUGAGAAGCAAUGAGCAUAGAGCAAUAGCAAAUCGGAUGGGACCAAGAAUUUCUGUGGCGUGUUUUUUCUCAGGGCCUAUAGAUGAGAGGGGCAAGAUCUAUGGGCCAAUUGAGGAGCUGAUAACAAAACAAAAUCCUGCAGUUUACAAAGGUGUUGCGAUGGGUGAUUAUGUAAUGAAUUUCCUGGCUACUGGAAUGGAGGAUUAUCGUGCCCUUGAUUAUUACAAGAUUCAGCCCUCAUUCGAAAUGUAUCCCUUGUAGUAGUAUUGAUUUCCAUCUUAGUUCUUCUGAAUUGUGUUCUGGAAUCUACCUAUUCUCCUGUUGACUGUUUUGUUAUUUCUAACAUUUUCUUUUUCA
Salvia splendens (bonfire salvia) is the source of this 1356-nucleotide messenger RNA. RefSeq names its product 1-aminocyclopropane-1-carboxylate oxidase homolog 1. The transcript is spliced from 2 exons. The record is from RefSeq and is a predicted model, not a curated record. NCBI's taxonomy places the organism in Eukaryota, Viridiplantae, Streptophyta, Magnoliopsida, Lamiales, Lamiaceae. The coding region runs from base 46 to 1260 and encodes 404 amino acids.